CUCUCACUCUCUCCGUUGUUUCGGCCGCACGUCUCUUCUCCACUUUCCCCUCCAUUUUACAUCUAUACCCCUCCGCGGUCUUCACCAAUUUUGUUCUCGGCCUCGAUUCCGAUCCCUCUCCGUCCUCCCCAUGGCCAUGGGGCUCUCCACCGCCAAACCCUACCACCGACGCCUCUUCCUCCUCCUACUCCGGUGCACCAGAACCGCCGAGCCCUCGCCAAAAUGUCCCCAUCACCGCCCCUUGUCCUGUUCCUCCCCCGCCGCCGCUGCCGAAGCCACCCACCUCCGCCGCAUAUUCCGCCCCGGCGAUCCCAACAGGUUCGCGCCCGGAAUUCUCGACGCUUUUUGGGGCGUGCGGCGGUUCUCGACCUCUGUCGAUCCGAUCUCUGGCGGCGAUAAGAACCUCGAGAGGAUUUUCAUCCAGAACAUGUCCGUGAAGCCCAUCGUGGUCGAUGGAGUUGAUGCCGUGCCGAUUGAGGAUGAGAGGAAAGAAGAGGUUGAUACGGUAGUGGCGGACGUGGAGGAGGGAAAAGAGGAGCUUUGCGGUGGUAAGGUUGGGGAUUUGGACCAAUUGGAGGGUGGCUUGGAAGUACGGCAGGAGAAAGAGCAGUCGGAGGUGGAGAAGGAGGCCUGGAGGCUUUUGGACAGGGCAGUCGUGAGCUAUUGCGGGAGACCAAUUGGCACCGUGGCUGCCAAUGAUGUGACGGCGGCGAACCAAGCUGUGAACUACGAUCAGGUGUUUAUCAGGGACUUCGUACCAUCUGCCCUAGCUUUCCUGCUUAAGGGGGAAAGCGAGAUCGUCCGCAAUUUCCUCCUCCAUACUUUGCAGCUUCAGAGCUGGGAGAAAACAGUUGACUGCUACAGCCCUGGACAAGGGCUGAUGCCGGCUAGCUUUAAAGUGAGAACUGUACCUUUGGAUGGAAGUAAUGAAGCAUUUGAAGAGGUUUUGGAUCCUGAUUUUGGAGAGUCAGCAAUUGGACGUGUAGCACCAGUUGAUUCUGGACUAUGGUGGAUUAUACUGUUAAGAGCAUAUGGAAAGAUAACUGGGGAUUAUGCAUUACAAGAGAGAGUGGAUGUACAAACAGGCAUCAGGUUGAUUUUAAAUUUAUGUUUGUCAGAUGGCUUUGACAUGUUCCCAUCUCUAUUGGUCACAGAUGGUUCAUGUAUGAUAGAUCGAAGGAUGGGUAUCCAUGGGCACCCUCUUGAGAUCCAAGCAUUGUUCUAUUCAGCUUUGCGGUGCUCUCGUGAAAUGAUCACUUUUAAUGAUGGAUCUAAAAAUCUGGUACGUGCUAUUAAUAACAGGCUCAGUGCUCUGUCUUUCCACAUUAGGGAGUAUUAUUGGGUUGAUAUGAAGAAGAUAAAUGAGAUUUAUCGCUACAAGACCGAAGAGUACUCCCAUGAUGCUAUUAACAAGUUCAAUAUUUAUCCUGAACAAAUUCCAUCUUGGCUAGUUGAAUGGAUGCCUGAUAAAGGUGGCUAUUUUAUUGGCAAUCUCCAGCCAGCUCACAUGGAUUUCAGGUUCUUUUCCCUUGGUAAUUUUUGGGCUAUUGUUUCUUCACUAGCCACACCAAGACAGGCAGAGGGCAUUCUCAAUUUAAUUGAAGAUAAAUGGGAUGAUAUUGUGGGACGUAUGCCACUCAAAAUAUGCUACCCUUCUUUAGAAUAUGAGGAAUGGCGUAUAAUCACUGGCAGUGAUCCGAAGAACACGCCGUGGUCAUAUCACAAUGGUGGAUCUUGGCCUACACUUCUGUGGCAGUUCACAUUGGCUUGCAUUAAGAUGGGCAGGUCAGAGUUAGCACAAAGAGCUGUUGCAGUGGCCGAGAAGAGAUUGCCAGUUGACAAGUGGCCAGAAUAUUAUGACACACGUAGUGGAAGAUUUAUUGGGAAGCAAUCACGGCUGUAUCAGACGUGGACCGUAGCUGGAUUCCUUACUUCCAAAAUGCUUCUGGAAAAUCCAGCUGCAGCAGCUGUAUUGACAUGCGAUGAAGAUCUCGAGCUUCUUCAAGGCUGUGCUUGUAGUCUAAGCAAGAAUGCCCGAAUCAAGUGCUCCCGCCUUGCAGCCAAAUCACAGGACAUGAAAUAGAGGGUGGAUUCAUUUCACGCUGGGAUAAUAACGAUAGAUCUCAGAGUGUAAUACUUGAAUCAUUGCUAAUUUUGUACCUGGAGAUCCAAUAUUUUCCAACACAAGGUACUGGCCCAUAGUCCUAACAUUUAUGUUCGAUAAAUUUGUACAUAUCAACAUACUUAUCUGUCACAAGCUUGUUUUGCUAUCAAGAUGUAGUUCACAACUGUAGUUUGAACAGAAAUGUUAAAUGUUUGGGCAACCAAGUGAGCUAUAGUUAUUUUAUUUAUUUCUUUUGUAUGCUUGUUCUUGCAAGAAACUUUUGGGAGUUCACGAUUGAAUUCUUUUAGAUUGCUUGUUCAAGGUGCAGUUAGGCGGCUGCAGAAAUCGAAUUAUCAACUCACAAGAGAACAUCUCAUUGAAGCAAUAUCAUGAAUAUUGCAGUUUGUUCUACCUUUUCCUUGGUUUCUUUGGUGUUCUGAUGAGAUCUGGUUGCAGUAUCAUGGAUAGUUUCUUGAUGAAGUUGUUUUCUGGAAUCUGGAGCACCAUCAAGUGUGUGGUUGAGUUAUUGAGCUGAUGAUGUAUCUCCUCCUGUUUCAAUAAUGUUGAUCUCAGCACCCUGACGGGUGCACUCAAUUUUGCAUUAAUGGUUUCAGAGAUCUCACCAAACCCCUCACGAAGAGUCUGUAAGCUUUCACCUUCAAGGCCGCAAUGGAGUAAAGCCCGACUUCAGUGCGUGCAUGUGCAUGUCGACAGACUCGUACAAGCUCAUACACCACCACCAUGCUUUUCUUUGGCCACUGAGUUGGAGCAUUCAUUCGGCUAUAACUUCCUUCGCAUGUGAUCUGCUGAUUCCAUGUCAGACAUAUCUGAAUUCCCAAAUCUGCACUCGACUCAGAUUGAGGGAAAAAAGAAAAAGAAAAAGGUAAAUUGGUACAUCAUUGAGGCCUCUCUCUCCGGUAUAAGUAGGAAUGGAGAGUGGAGCAAAGGUCCGUUGAACAUGGAGAAGUCGAGCAUGGUGGUGGUGCUGUUCCUUGCAUUGUUUCUGUCUUCCUUUGCCGGAGGCCUUGAAGCAAGAGAACUCAAGAACGAGCCCAUGUCGUACCAGCCUCAGAACUUCCCUGGAGCAUUUGGAGGCUUCCCGGGCUUUGGUUUCGGCCAGCCACUCCGUGGAUCCAUCCCCACCAUUCCGGGCUUCGGAAACUUGCCAGGGAUUCCCGGCGGCGGCAUUGGCGGCCGUCAGGUUGCUACGCCAUGAUCGAGUGGGGCAGUGCCAUCAAGCUCGUGCUGUGAUCAUCAAUCGUAUGUGUGAAGAGCAGCUAUAUAUAUGUAGGUUGCUGCGGUUGUGGUUUCUUGCUUUGUGAUCAGGAAAGAGUUGUGAGAGAGUUCUAAGUUAGCUCUUGGUUUGCUGUGUGUUGUUUGCCUGCAUGCUAAUGUUGUGAUUGCUUUCGUCUUUCUGGACUAGUGAAGACUCUGUUUGUUUUC
Messenger RNA from Musa acuminata AAA Group (dessert banana), 3547 nucleotides. Its product is annotated as neutral/alkaline invertase 1, mitochondrial-like. Gene Ontology annotation, molecular function: sucrose alpha-glucosidase activity; endo-alpha-N-acetylgalactosaminidase activity. The record is from RefSeq and is a predicted model, not a curated record. Gene Ontology annotation, biological process: sucrose catabolic process. Gene Ontology annotation, cellular component: mitochondrion. NCBI's taxonomy places the organism in Eukaryota, Viridiplantae, Streptophyta, Magnoliopsida, Zingiberales, Musaceae. The coding region runs from base 131 to 2083 and encodes 650 amino acids. The transcript has 8 exons.